AUGGACCCGCAGACUGCUGCGCAGAUAGUGCACACGCUGCAGACAACAGCCAUAGCCGCUGUGAUAUUUGCUGCAUGUGUCUUGCUCCCCAGACUCCAGGCCAAAGCCCAGCUUGAGAAGCUGCCUUCCGCUAAUCUUGACGCGGGCGAGAAGGCGCGGCAAGCAUUCAUAACCUCAGCAAGAAAGCUCUAUCAAGAUGGGUACCACAAUUUCAAAAAUAGCGUUUUCAGACUCAUCAACGAGAAUGGCCAAGAAAACGUCAUUGUGCCCCGGAGUUUGCUGCAAGAGCUUCGGAAAAUGCCCGACGAUGUCCUCAGCUUUCCAAAGGCUAUAGAGGAUGAUAUGGAAAUCAAGUACACAAGACUGCAAAGCGAGGGUGCCACGGCCAUCCAUGUGGUCAAGAGUGACCUUACUUCAGCACUACCUCGACUGAAUCCAAUCAUCUGUCAAGACGUCGAUGCUGCGCUCAAAGAAUAUAUGCCACCAUGCGAUGAUUGGACUGAUGUCAACAUUAACGCAAAGCUAGUCACCAUCAUUGCCAAGGUCUCGGGUCGAAUUUUUGUUGGCCCAGAGCUAUCCCGGGAUCCCGAAUACCUCGACGCUGCAUGCAAUUACACUAUCGAUCUCAUUAAUGCUGUUAACGGAAUUAAAAAGAUUCGCCCGUGGCUAAAACCCUUCUUGGCACCACGCACACCAGAACUCAUUGCUCUUCGCAACCGUGAGAAGCAAGCCGAGAAAAUCCUGCAGCCUCUUGUCGCGGAGCGACUAGCUGCUAAAGCCGGAGAUCCCAAUUGGCAGGAGCCAGACGAUAUGCUACAAUGGAUGAUCAACCGAAGUGAUGGCAAGGAGUCUGUGGCGUUGCUCGCCAGAUACCAACUUGCGGUUAUUUUUGCCGCUAUCCACACUACCACCAUGACCGCCACAAAUGUCCUCUACACUCUUGCUGUUACACCAGAGUACAUUGAGCCGAUCCGAGAGGAGAUCCGCAAUGCCAUAGCUGAGCAUGGCAGCAUUACAUUCCGCGCACUCCAGCAAAUGGUCAAGCUGGAUAGCUACAUGAAGGAGGUUACGCGACUUUAUCCUCCCGGUAUUACCUCCUUCGCCCGCCGCACACUCAAAGGCAUCACCCUCAGCAACGGCCAGUAUAUUCCCCCAGGCGUCACCAUCGAAGUCCCCUCAGCCGCCAUUUACACCGAUGAAUCCGUCUUCCCCUCCUCAGAGACCUUCGACGGACUCCGCGCCUACAACGCGCGUUCCACGGGUAAAGCCAGCGAUAUCGCCCGCAACCAAUUCGUCACGACCAAUGAAGAGAACCUCACCUUUGGCUACGGACGACACGCAUGCCCAGGUCGCUUCUUCGCCGCCAACGAAAUUAAAAUGGUCGUCGCCCGCCUCGUCCUCGACUACGACGUCAAGAUGCCAAAUGACGAGACGAAGCGGUAUACCCAAAUCGAAAUCGGAAAGCAGAGCAUGCCUGAUCCCACCAAGACGCUUGCAUUCAAGAAGGUCGUUAUUUAG
This is a messenger RNA of Bipolaris oryzae ATCC 44560, 1518 nucleotides long. RefSeq lists its product as uncharacterized. The record is from RefSeq and is a predicted model, not a curated record. Gene Ontology annotation, molecular function: oxidoreductase activity, acting on paired donors, with incorporation or reduction of molecular oxygen; heme binding; monooxygenase activity. The coding region runs from base 1 to 1518 and encodes 505 amino acids. The transcript has 6 exons. Lineage: Eukaryota; Fungi; Ascomycota; Dothideomycetes; Pleosporales; Pleosporaceae.